GUGAAUACGUCGUGCUCACACCAUGCUGUCUAACCUUCACAGUUGUCUGCAGCAGACAAAGUAACGCCUCUGAAAAACAGCACAACGACGAGCGGCAGAACCAACAUGGUGGCGUGCGUCGAAAUGAGGACAUUUCCCAACUAGAGUAAAACAAUUCCGGUACAGAGAGGAAGUUCAAGAGUAAAAUGCGGGCUCGGAGUACCUUCUUGACCUGCGCAGCUUUUGUUAUGAAAACCUACAUCCGGAAGCGGUUCUCGUGAGCGCGUGGCCCCGGCGAGCCUCCCGCAUGAGCAAAAAAAAUCUUCCAGCAUGGCGGCGAUUGGAGUUCACUUCGGAUAUACCUGCGCCUGUGUGGCGAUUUUUAAGGACGGACGGGCAGACGUGGUGGCUAACGAUGCUGGAGACAGAGUGACUCCAGCUGUAGUGGCCUACAGAGACACAGAGCAGAUCGUUGGCAUUGCGGCAAAGCAAGGACGAGUGCGUAACGCUGCUAACACUGUUGUUAAAGUAAAACAAGUGCUAGGGAGAAGCUAUGAUGACCCAGAGACACAAAAUCACAGAACUGAGACAAAGUGUCAGGUGGUCGACAAACAACAGAAGCCUUAUUAUGAAAUCACAGUAGGAGAAUAUCCACAAUAUGUCUCCCCAGAGGAUGUUGCAAAGCUUAUCCUCCACAAAAUGAAAGAAACUGCUCAGUCGGCUCUGGGCUCCGAUGUUACCGAUGCAGUCAUCACUGUCCCGUUUGAGUUUGCACAAGCUCAGAAGCGCGCUCUGAGAGAUGCAGCUGAAGCUGCGGGCUUUAAUGUACUGAGGCUAAUACACGAGCCUGCUGCUGCACUGUUGGCCUAUAACAUUGGACAGGACAGUUCAUCUGGAAAGAGUCAUGUCCUGGUCUACAAGCUGGGUGGCACGUCGCUGAGUGUGACAGUGCUGCAGGUCAAUGGAGGGAUAUUCCGGGUUCUCAGCACUCACACUGAUCACAGCAUUGGAGGUGAAAGCUUCACCCAGGCUUUGGCCCAGCAUCUUGCAGCUGAGUUUAAACGCACCUUUAAGUACGACGUGAGUGAGAACGCUCGGGCGAUGAUGAAGCUGAUGAACGGAGCAGACAUGGCCAAACACUCUCUGUCCUCGCUGGGGUCGGCCAACUGCUUUGUCGACUCCCUGCAUGAUGGCAUGGACUUUGAAUGCAAUGUCUCUAGAGCUCGAUUUGAGCUUCUCUGCUCCUCACUGUUCAACAAGAGCAUCCAGCCAAUCAGACCCCUACUGGAGAAGGCAGGACUCUCCACAAGCAGCAUUAACAAGGUGGUUCUUUGCGGUGGCUCUGCCAGGAUCCCUCGUCUCCAGCAAAUGAUCCGUGAGUUGUUUGUUGAUGUGGAGCUUCUUAGCUCGGCGCCGACCGAUGAAGUCAUCGCCGUAGGAGCGGCCCUGCAGGCUGGCCUACUCGUUGGCAGAGAGAGCCUCGCCCCCGAGGAAGAGUCUGUCACGGUGGAUGUUUCUGCCAUUGACCUACUAGUGAAGGAAGUGGAUGAAUCCGGGGCCGAGAUGUUCACUGUUCUCCUUCCAUCGGGCACGCCUCUCCCUGCCCGCAAACAUCACACCAUGACCGGAGCAGGGAAACUGUCCUCAGUCUGUCUGGAGAUUUACCAGGGAUGUGUCAUGGAGCAUCCCGAGAAACUAGCAAAGAUAAUUUUAAGAGACCUCCAGCCCAGUGAGGAGAACCACAACAUCGACGCAGUGGUGACCAUGAAAAGGGACGGCUCUGUUCACGUGUCCUGUGUAGAACAGAGCACUGGGCGAUCAGAGGCCAUCACCAUAGCAGCUGCAUCAUGAAGCCAUUUACACAUUCAUCCACAGUUUAUUGCUCGUUUUCUAUGUUUCCCUCAAUAAAUAUAACUAAGCCCAAGGUA
This is a messenger RNA of Betta splendens (Siamese fighting fish), 1907 nucleotides long. RefSeq names its product heat shock protein 14 (gene hspa14). The record is from RefSeq and is a predicted model, not a curated record. Gene Ontology annotation, molecular function: ATP binding; ATP hydrolysis activity; ATP-dependent protein folding chaperone. Gene Ontology annotation, cellular component: ribosome; cytoplasm. Gene Ontology annotation, biological process: cellular response to unfolded protein; protein refolding. The transcript is spliced from 15 exons. Lineage: Eukaryota; Metazoa; Chordata; Actinopteri; Anabantiformes; Osphronemidae. The coding region runs from base 310 to 1830 and encodes 506 amino acids.